AUGGCACGAAAUUGUUUUUUAUUAAUAUUAUUCUUAUGGUUAUCAGGGAUAUUGACUGAAGGAGGUACUAUUAAUCAGCCAAAUGUGAUCGUUCGAGUAAAUAAUAUGACUGAAUCAAUGAAACAAGAUGCGAUACGUAUUACAAAACAAGCAUUUGUGAAAUUUCAUGGCUAUUCAGCAAAAUCUCGUUCAUCCGUUGCACAAUAUAUUCGUUAUCAAUUCGAAAGUUUACAUAGUUCAUCGUGGCAAUGUAUCCUUGGCAAAGAUUAUGCACUUUCAAUUGCUUCAGAAAAUGAAAAACGCAUUAUUCUCGAUAUAGACAGAGUUUCUAUACUAAUUUUUAAAGGCAAAUGUUAA
Molecule: messenger RNA, 357 nt
Organism: Rotaria socialis
Lineage: Eukaryota; Metazoa; Rotifera; Eurotatoria; Philodinida; Philodinidae
Source: the annotation of a GenBank genome assembly